Molecule: messenger RNA, 1691 nt
Organism: Aspergillus homomorphus CBS 101889
Lineage: Eukaryota; Fungi; Ascomycota; Eurotiomycetes; Eurotiales; Aspergillaceae
Gene: cp9
Product: putative serine carboxypeptidase
Exons: 3
Coding region: 1-1671 (556 amino acids)
Biological process (GO): apoptotic process; proteolysis
Cellular component (GO): trans-Golgi network
Molecular function (GO): serine-type carboxypeptidase activity
Source: RefSeq, a predicted model, not a curated record
AUGAAUUUGGCCGUCAUAUACUCCUUGAUCAAUACCCUCUGGGCACUGCCAACGAUCUUUCGCUCAAUUCUGCCUCAUAGACAUCUGGAUAUUGCCCAAUUCGAAGUCUAUUCACUGCCAGGUGCACCUUCUCUUCCUACCAGUUGGGCCGGCCGGAUUCCGGUUCCUGAUACUGAGCCUGGUAAUUCGCUGUUCUUUUGGCACUUCCAGGCCGAAGACAUCGCGCACGAUGACAACCUGAUCAUCUGGUUCAAUGGCGGACCUGGCUGUUCGUCUCUGAUCGGACUGAUGUCGGGCAAUGGGCCUCUCUCCUUCGUUGAAAAUUCGACAGAACUCGUUCGCAAUCCUUACUCCUGGACUCGAUUGGGACAUGUUCUGUAUAUCGACCAGCCCGUCGGCACGGGACUUUCCACUGCGAGUGAACCGUACCCACUGUCAGACAAUGAAGGAGUGACUUCGUAUCUAUAUGCGUGGCUACAGUCCUUCUUCGCCCAUUUCCCGCACCUCAGGUCCAAGCAGAUCCACCUGAUGGGCGAGUCCUACGCUGGGAUCUACAUCCCGUAUAUCGCGGCAACCAUCAUGCGCCACCAGGCUUCAUUCCCUCUCAACCUGCGCUCGAUGUCCCUGGGCGACGCGACCUUUGGCAAUGCCAUCGCCAUGUCCAGCAUCCCCACGGUAGCAUACUUGCGCUCCAAACAGUCGCUACUUCAAACACCCCCAGACAUCGUCAAAGCCUUCAUCAAAGCCGACUCCAUCUGCGGAUUCGACCAGAUUAUACAAAGCGCAGCAGAAUUCCCUCCCAAGGGACCAAUCCCCAUCCCCGACGAUGCAGACGACGAUAACGACGUACCAGAGCAAACAUGUAGCGGUGACACAGAAGCAGCAGCCGCAAUGCAACAACCACCCCUAACGACCCCCGAAGAGAUCCUCUCCUCCAUCCUGAACUCUACCACCUGCGACGGAUCCUGCGCCAUCUUCUCCACAGCAUCAAGAUACCUCUCCUCCUCGUCCCGAUGCUUCGACAUCUACGACCUAACAAACAACUGCACAGCGAUCGACCCCCUGCCCCUACUAUCUUCAUAUUUCAGCCGACCCGACGUCCAGAACAAACCCCAACAGCCACCAUCCCCCCGGCCCCCAAACCCCUCCAUCACCAGCAACCAAGCAAAACCCUACCACCCCUGCAACGACACCCUCCGCACCCUAAUCCUCAAAGACGGCCAACUACCCGCACCGCCCGCCGAGCAAAUUCUACCAGACCUCAUCACAACGCAUAAUCUCGCCCUCCACAUCUACGCCGGCGACAGCGACUUCCUCCUGAACCACUACGGCAUCGAGCUGGUCCUGCAGAACAUGACCUGGCGAGGCGCGCAGGGAUUUUCGCGGUCCUUCGCGCGGAACUAUUUCUACACUGACGACGCCGCGCCCCCGCGUAACCGCUCUUGCGCUGCGGAACCACCGUCUGGUCGAACCAGUAAAAAAUGCGACGAGCUGCCAACCACGGAAGCACCAGCAGGAGCAGGAGCAGCAGGCCUUUGGACUUCCUCGCGAGGUGUCACAUACCAUCUCUUCUGGGACGCGGGCCAUGCGGUGUUUGCUAAGAAGCCGCGGGAGAUGUUUGCUUUCGUGCGGGAUGUUGUUUUGGGGUCUGGUGAUUGGGAUUCAGAGUAGAAUAGAACAAGACAGCAUGC